AAUAGAUACAUGCUUUGCUCUACUCUUCACAAACUCUGCACUUGUUCUGACACUUUCAAGUACCGCAGACAUAUAGGUUCGAAGAAAGACAGCGCUGCUCUGCCUGAGAGAUAUUUCAAUUUGCAAAAGGCGGACAAUUCAUUCCUCCUUUUUCUUCACCGCCGAUUUGCGUUUGUCGUUGAGCUGUUAUCUUACGAGUUUAUUAAUUGUAGUGAUAAAAUGGUUCAGAUAUUCCCUGACCUAGGAAAGACAGCCAAAAAGCUUUUGGAAGAUGACUACUGUUUCGACAACAAAGUGACUUUGAAGUCAGCCACAAGCAAUGGUGUCAUAUAUACUUCGGAAGGCGUUCAAGACGCCGUCAGUGGUUCAGUUUCUGGUGAACUACAAGGAGAAUAUAAACAAAAGGGCUACAACGUCACAACUAAGCUGAAUACUUCGGGUACCUUCUUUUCCGAAGUUGCCUUGGAAGAAGUCGGAGUGAAAGGUCUUCGAGUUGUAUUGAACACGACAGUCGGAAAAAGUCCCGCCGGAAGCAUAGGAUUGGAGUAUUUGCACUCUGCACUAGCGGCAACUUCUUAUCUCAACUAUGCUAGCAAUCCUGUCAUCAACGGCAGUUUGGUUAUUGGACACGGAGGUUUUAGCAUUGGUUCUGAAGCUGUAUUCGAUACAGUAAACAACUCACUUUCAAAAGUCAGUGGUGCAUUUAAUUAUUCUGAUGGCAAGGGCAGUGAAAUAACACUAAGUAUAUUGGAAAAGGGUCAAAUGGGAAAGUGUACGUACUCCCAUCAAGUUUCAUCCAAUUUCGCCGUUGCUGCAGAUCUUCGUUUAAGUCGUUCUGGUGACUAUCGUUUGUUCUCGAUGGGUACAAAAUACGUGUUGGAUGACUCUACAACCCUCAAAGCAAAAGUAGAUUCGACUGGUUCACUAGCUGCAGUAUACAUGCACAUGAUCCGUCCAAAGACUUGGGUUUCCGUUUCUUCUCAAGUGAACCUCAACUCACUUGAGAAAGGUGGACAUAAAGUAGGGUUUGCUUUAGCAGUUGAACCCUAAAAUACUUCUUUUUGACCAGAAUUCUGUUAUUCAAGCGUCGCAUGUUCUUUUUUCUGUUAUUUUCGCUAUUAAAUCUCAAAUUUUUUUU
Messenger RNA from Galdieria sulphuraria, 1138 nucleotides. Its product is annotated as voltage-dependent anion channel, MPP family. Gene Ontology annotation, biological process: monoatomic anion transmembrane transport. The transcript is spliced from 3 exons. Gene Ontology annotation, molecular function: voltage-gated monoatomic anion channel activity. Bases 10 to 1050 code for a protein of 346 amino acids. NCBI's taxonomy places the organism in Eukaryota, Rhodophyta, Bangiophyceae, Galdieriales, Galdieriaceae. Gene Ontology annotation, cellular component: mitochondrial outer membrane. The record is from RefSeq and is a predicted model, not a curated record.